GGUUGAUGGCUUCCGUUUUGGCGCACGCGGAAGUGGAAUUGCUUGUUUCCUUUUCCUAUAAUUUUCAAAUUAUUCAUCAUCAAGGGAAAAAGUUUUAUCAGGGGUGAAUUGUUGUAUUUUUGUUUGACGCAACACGUACAAAGUUGUGUUUGGUGUUGUUGGCUUUACGAAGAUGGAAGUGACGGAUUUUAGUGAUAUAUUGAGUGUCAGAACGAUAAAAAUGGAAAAUAGUUUUGAUGAAGCAACAGGGGUGGAAUCUUCUGAUCCGCUGAUGGUUCCUCAUUUUGUCACGGAAAGUGAUUUAGGUUUAAUGCAGUCCGGGGCUGAAAUGCUACAGACACCGUUGGCAGUGUUCGACACAGCUGACGAUGAUGAUACCAUGCAGAGUAACGAAUCCAGCGAAGAGGUGAUAAUCCAACUGAUGGACAUCCGCACACGUCUAUCAAAGCUGAGAGCGAUGUUAGAAGCCAGGCUGGGCGCUGACUUGGCCGACUAUACGUUCUGGUUGCAGGACGCUAAGAUGCUGGAAAACCACAAGACCCUCGUCGAGCAGUGCAUUAGAGGCGAGGGAGUUGUACAGGUCAACAUUCAGAUCAGCGCUACGGAGAGAAAGAUCAAUAUCCUGGACGUCCUCAAGCCUGACGAGGAGAUGACGCGCCCGACGCCCGACUACCCAGAAGACGAAGAAGAAGACGAAGAAUGUCUUCCUCAGACGGAAGACGAAGGUGCCGUGGAUAUGGAGGCGGUCAGCGGUCAAACUGAGUCCACAGUCAAGUGGGUGGUCGACGCACAGUUCAAGCACGACCACAGGGUCAAGAUACCCGACGACCCGCGGCUGUGGUCGGUGCAACACGUGAAGCUGUGGAUCCAGUGGGCCGUCCGGCAGUUCAACCUGGCCGGCGUCCGGCUGUCCGACUGGGCGCUGUCCGGCGCGCGCCUGUGCAGCCUCAGCAACAAGGAGUUCAAAGAAAAAGUGCCAUCUGAUCCUGGAGACAUAUUUUGGACGCACUUCGAAUUGCUAAGGAAAUGUAAAUUUAUUGCUGUCGUGCAGAGUGAAGAAAGCCCGGCGAACAAAGACCCUUUAGAAAUAGACAAUAUGCAGCAGUCAGCCAUAAAGAAAAAACCAAAGCUAACAGCAACUCGCUCCGUGCCUCCAGCGGAAGACUUACCAGCGCGAGCCGGCAACAACGGCCAAGUGCAGCUGUGGCAGUUCCUAUUAGAACUGCUCACCAGCGCUGAGCAUUACGACGUCAUACGCUGGCACGGUACCGAAGGCGAAUUCAAGUUAUUAGAGCCUGAAAGAGUGGCGCGCCUAUGGGGCGCUCGGAAGCACAAACCCGCCAUGAACUAUGAGAAGUUAUCGCGCGCGUUGCGAUACUACUACGACGGGGAUAUGAUAGCCAAGGUGCCGGGGAAACGGUUCGUGUACAAAUUCGUGUGCGACUUACGUCAGCUGGUCGGCUACGGCGCGGGCGAGCUGGCAGCGCUCGUGCGAGACCUCGCGCAGCGCGAGAUGCUGCUCUCGUGCGGUGUGGACGGAUAGUGUACACUUACCCUAUCAUGUGGACGGUAACUGUGCAUUUACCCUAUCAUGUGGACGGUAACUGUGCAUUUACCCUAUCACGUGGACGGUGAUUGUACACUUACCCUAUUACGUGGACGGUGAGUGUACACUUACCCUAUUAUGUGGACGGUAGGUGUACACUUACCCUAUUAUAUGGAUGGUAGGUGUACACUUACUCUAUUACGUGGACGGUGAGUGUACACUUACCCUACCAUAUGGAUGGUAGGUGGACACUUACCCUACUGUAACUUUUGUGGCCACGCGGUUGGUGACUGUACACUUACCCUAUCAUGUGGAAACGUGAACGGUAGGUGUACAUUUACCCUAUUAUGCGGACGGUAGGUGUACACUUAUUCUACUAUGUGGACGGUAGGUGUACACUUACCCUACCAUGUGGACGGUAGGUGGACACUUACCUGACUGCUGCUCUAGUGGCCACGCGGAGCAUGCUUGGACAUUUACC
Molecule: messenger RNA, 2027 nt
Organism: Ostrinia furnacalis (Asian corn borer)
Lineage: Eukaryota; Metazoa; Arthropoda; Insecta; Lepidoptera; Crambidae
Gene: Ets97D
Product: DNA-binding protein Ets97D
Exons: 11
Coding region: 173-1543 (456 amino acids)
Biological process (GO): cell differentiation; regulation of transcription by RNA polymerase II
Cellular component (GO): nucleus
Molecular function (GO): sequence-specific DNA binding; DNA-binding transcription factor activity, RNA polymerase II-specific
Source: RefSeq, a predicted model, not a curated record